Vespula vulgaris is the source of this 2847-nucleotide messenger RNA. Its product is annotated as nuclear pore complex protein Nup93-like. The record is from RefSeq and is a predicted model, not a curated record. Gene Ontology annotation, biological process: poly(A)+ mRNA export from nucleus; protein import into nucleus. Gene Ontology annotation, molecular function: structural constituent of nuclear pore. Lineage: Eukaryota; Metazoa; Arthropoda; Insecta; Hymenoptera; Vespidae. Bases 140 to 2623 code for a protein of 827 amino acids. Gene Ontology annotation, cellular component: nuclear pore. The transcript has 8 exons.
AAGCUAUUUUUAAACACCUCAGUUAACUAUUAUUAACUCUCUUUGGUAUACAAGGAAAACUGAACUAGAUUGGCCAGCGUGGUCAACCAUAUUGGAUUCGAAAGUAUGAUCAGUAUAAUGUUCUUAGCGCGCUUUAAAAAUGGUAGAUCCGGCAAAUAGCGAUAUGUCUACUAUAGAUUCUUCACGAGCAACGGGAGAUAGUGGUUUCAGUGAAUUAUUAAGAUCAGCAGAACAAUUGUCUGCUGCCGUCGAAGGUAGUGAAGAACUUCCACAAGUCGAAAGAAAUUUACGUCAAAUAUUAGAAGCUUCUAACGAGUUAUGGUCACGUGUGACGCAAACCGGUACUCAGGACAACCAGGUCCAAGCUCACUUGUUGUUAGGUUCUCGGGGGGUUGAUCUACCACAAAUAUCUCAAAAAUUAAGUUCACUCAGUGCAAGACGCACAUUUGAGCCAUUAGAUCCUAUUGCAGACACUGAUAUUGUAAGCUAUUUAAGAAAUGAGAAAGAAAAUGCAAUUCUCUCCAUCAUCGAAGAAGUUCAUAAAGAUACAUUUGAACUUACCAGAGUUCAGCAGAUGGAACAUAUAUUGGGCGAAUGGAAACAAAUGCGUUUUGAAAUAAUAAAUGCUAUGACAGCUCCAUCAGGAGAGUUAGUAGAUUUAAGAGGAACUCCGCAACGUACCAAAUUAGCUGGAUCAAUGGUUAGUGGUCUCUCUAAUGUCGAAGUUGCAUAUGCCAAAGAAUUACAGAAUUACAACGAACAUGUACUUCGCGGUACAACAAGACCUAAUUUGUUUAAUAUAUUCUGUAAAGCAAGUGAAUCAUUUAAUGACAAGAAAGUUGCGGAUUUGUGGCAAAUGGUUAAGUAUAUGGUAGAUAUUCCACCAACGCCAAGAGGAGAUCAAAUUAAAUCAAGAACUAGUCCUGCAAUUGAACAGAAGAUCGUAUCAUUAGCGAGAAAUUAUCUUGAAAAUCGAUAUAGAGAUUUUAUGAAUUCUGUUAUCAAUGAAAAUUUGGUUCAAGCUAAGAGGGGUGGUAUUCCAGGCACUGUACCUUUAGUAAAAAGCUUUGUUGGCAUUAAAGUACAAAAUUUAAGAGAUUUAGAAGAUGUGAUGGUAGGCGAUAGGCCAUUGUGGCCAUUAGUUUAUUACUGUAUGAGAUGUGGAGAUCUUAAAGCUGCUUUGCAUUGUUUGAAACAAUGCAAUGCAGAUUUUCCAGAAUUUAAAACUGCUCUGGAAGAAGCAUGCGACGAUCCACAACGUUAUCCUGGUAAUCGUGCAGAGUCAGUAUUAAAAUUACAUUAUAAAAAGCAUGUAAGAUCUGCGACAGAUGCUUAUAAGAGAGCAGCAUAUAGUGCAUUAGUUCCAUGUGAACCAGAUGACUUGCAUUCUGAGGUAGUAGCAACUGCAGAUGAUUAUUUGUGGUUGAAAUUGUGCCAAGUAAGAGAUCAACCUGACAUUGAAAAUAAAUUAACUUUGGAUUAUCUCCAAACUACAAUCUCGGAAAUAUAUGGUGAAUCUUACUACCACGCACAUGAACAACCAUUUUUAUACUUUUCCAUGCUUUUCCUGACUGGUCAGUUUGAAGCAGCGAUCGAAUUUUUGGCAAGAGGUGCAGGUGCUCGUCAUUUAGCUCAUGCUGUGCAUCUGGCAGCCGCUAUGCACGAGCAUAAUCUGUUAUCUGUUAGUCAAAGUGUUUUAGCUCCAUUGAUAAGUGUUGACCCUUCUGAUAAACCACCUGCUAAAAGAUUAAAUUUUGCGAGGCUGAUAUUGCUAUAUGUAAAAAGAUUCGAAUCUUCAGAUCCAAAGGAAAGUCUGCACUAUCUCUUUUUAUUAAGAUGUAUGAAAGAUCCCUAUGAUAGAAAUAUGUUUGCUGCAUCAGCUGCAGGAAUGGUUGUAGAUGCUUCACCUACAAAUCGAGAUAUCCUUGUCGGCAAAAUAGAGAAAGAUAGAAGAUUGCCAGGAAUUCUAGAUCAGUUCCAAGUAAACACAGAUGACGUGAUAAAUAUAUGUGCAGAGACGUUAUAUAGAAAAGGGCUUUUGGAGGAUGCAGUAACGAUGUAUGAUCUUGCUGGAACUCACGAGAAAGUUCUCAGUUUAAUGUGUACACUUUUGGCACAAGUAGUAAGUCAAAAAGGAACACCUGGAUCAUUAAGGAGUCGAUUGCAAACUACCGCUAACGACAUAAGCUCAAGGUAUCAAGGUAUUGCUAUACAAGCACCAGCCGAAUUGGUAGCUUCGUUUUAUACUUUACGACAUCUUAUGGUAUUUUUUGAUCAAUAUUACAAUGAUCAAUGUCAAAGUGCUCUUAGAACUAUCGCCGAAUCAGAAAUGUUGCCAUUACAUGUCAAAGAUGUCGAUGAAAGAGUAACAGCAUUACGUCGGGUAUCACCAGAAGUAGCUGGAACUCUAACCGACGUUCUUUUAGCUACUAUGACGAUACUUUAUCGUCAAUAUCAAAAAUUACGAUCUACGGAACCAGGUGAUGAAAUAGCGAGAGAACAACAAUUUCGUGAUCUUCGACAUCAAGCGAGAGCAUUGACGAGUUUUGCAGGAACACUACCAUAUCGUAUGCCGAACGAAACAAAUAGUAAACUUGUACAAAUGGAAAUUCUUAUGCACUAAAUGCAGAUUCUAUUAUCUAUCCAAAUACCAUUCCUUAAAAAACUCCAAUGAUUUUUGCCGUCUUAUAUCUAAGAACCAUAAAAAAAAUUGCGCCAUUAUUUCCAUUUCUGUAUUUGUAAAAUAUUUCAAUGGAGUUAAAAAAGAUCAGAUCAGUAAAACGCGUCUGAAUUAUCUUGCUAUAUCUGGAAACUUUUACAUUGUAAUAAAAUAUAAUUUUUGAUAAA